Molecule: messenger RNA, 720 nt
Organism: Didymodactylos carnosus
Lineage: Eukaryota; Metazoa; Rotifera; Eurotatoria; Philodinida; Philodinidae
Source: the annotation of a GenBank genome assembly
AUGACCCAUCACAAUCUUCAUUUGAAACAGUCAAAUGAGCAACAACAUACGCUCCGUUAUAGGAGUCGUUUUAUGAAUGAACGAGCUGUUAACAAACCAUAUGUGCCAACUGUACAUGAACAUGUAGCCAAUUGUCUAACACAUGGGUUUCUUGUUAUUCCUGCAUGUAUCGCUGCACAAGUUCUCAUAUCAAAUUCUGUGACAUCUGUACAAUAUUGGAGUAGUAUUAUUUAUGGUAGCGCAUUGAUAAUGUUAUUUUCAUUUUCGACUGUUUUUCAUUGUUCAUGUUUUUAUCCGGGAUUACGGCUUUUAAUUCGUACAACGAAAAGUGUGACUGCAACAUGUACCAUUUCUAUCGUAUGGUCGAUGGCUGUACUAGGAAUACUUUAUCAAAUGGUUUAUCACGAGAGGUAUAAAUGGUUAGAAACAUGUUUUUAUGUGUCAGUCGGUGUGCUUCCAGCUGUUGUCAUCAUGGAUAUUGAGGAUCGUGGGGGUAUUCUAGAAUUAGCGUACGGUGGACUUGUAUUUUUAUUGGGAAUUAUAUUUUUCAAAGCUGAUGGUCUUAUCCCGUUUGCUCAUGCCAUAUGGCAUUGUUUUGUAUUUUUUGGUGCGUCAAUUCAUUAUUACGCCAUUUAUUCUUAUUUAUUAUCACCUCUGAAUAAUACCAAUGCGAAUGAUGAUGAGACAAUCAAUGAUAUAAUUAAAGAAUCAAUUAGUUGA